Messenger RNA from Schistosoma haematobium, 8028 nucleotides. It is a transcript of the gene GPD1, whose product is annotated as glycerol-3-phosphate dehydrogenase. The record is from RefSeq and is a predicted model, not a curated record. Lineage: Eukaryota; Metazoa; Platyhelminthes; Trematoda; Strigeidida; Schistosomatidae. Gene Ontology annotation, biological process: glycerol-3-phosphate catabolic process; carbohydrate metabolic process. Gene Ontology annotation, molecular function: NAD binding; glycerol-3-phosphate dehydrogenase [NAD(P)+] activity; protein homodimerization activity. The coding region runs from base 111 to 1205 and encodes 364 amino acids. Gene Ontology annotation, cellular component: glycerol-3-phosphate dehydrogenase (FAD) complex; cytosol. The transcript is spliced from 8 exons.
CGUCACCCGGAGCAAUUGAAUUACGAAAUGGCCGCCUUAUAUCUGGCCAUUCAAGGAUGUUCAAACGAAACGGCGGGCGGCUUCUAGCGAACCUUUCUUUUGCCGUCCCGAUGAAGCAAGUUGUUGUUUUGGGAUGUGGUGCCUGGAGCACAGCUAUUGCUAAAGUUAUCGCCGAUAACGUCGCGUCUUCAAAUGAGUUUUGUAGUAAGAUCGCUAUGUAUGUACGUGGUGAAACUCACAAUGACCGAAAUUUGGUUGAUUAUAUCAAUAACGAUCAUAUAAAUCCAGUAUAUUUGCCAUGCAUUACUAUUCCUACUAAUGUCGUAGCAAACAGUAAUAUCAAAGAAGUUGUUUCAGAUGCUGAUAUCAUAGUAGUUGCUUAUCCAUCUCGAUAUGUACAGUGGUUAAUAAAACAAAUGAAUGGGCAUGUCAAAGAAAAUGCCUACUUUGUCUCCUUCUGUAAAGGUCUUGUUUUGUAUUCAGAAGAAAAUCGAGUCAAACUAGUGAGUGAUAUGAUUCGUGAGCAAACUGGUAAAAGUUGUGUUGUUGUCAGUGGAGCUACAACAGCUAUAGAAAUAGCUGAACAACAAUUCACCGAAGUAACUAUUGGUGCUAAAAAUUACGAUCAUGGAAGUGAAGUAAAACGAUUGCUUCAGACAAAUUACUUAAGAAUGGUGAUUACACAGGAUGAUGUUGGAGUUGAAUUAUGUGGCGGUAUCAAACAUGUUGUAGCAAUCGCUGCAGGUAUCUGUGAUGGUCUAAAGCUAGGAGAUAACACCAAAUCUGCUGUACUUCGUAUUGGAUUCUGGGAAAUGUCUGAACUGAUGAAAGAGCUAUUCCCCGAUAGAGGUACUGAUUGGCUAACAAUAGAACAAAGUUGUGGAAUGGCUGAAUUAUUUAUAUGUAUGUCUCAUCGAAGCGAUGAAGUUCCGGAUUUUGGAUCAGAUUUAGAUUUAAUAAAUAUCACUGUAGGUCGUAGAUUAUCUCAUCCAGGAAGUUCUUUCAGUUUACAUCAAUUAACCAAAGACUCAAAGAGAGUGUAUACUGAUGGAGUUGAUUAUGCAAAACAGAUAUAUAAAAUAUUGACUGCAAGACAUCGUACUGGCCAUUUUCCUCUAUUUAUUGGAGUUCAUCGAAUUUGUCAAAAUGAAUUAAAACCACAAGAUUUACUCAGCUGUUUAUCAUCACAUCCGAUUCAUUCAUAACACUUUAGUUUUUAACAAUUUCAUUGCACACUUACUUUAUAGCUAGGAGUUUAUUAUUACUUUGGUAGAGCUAUCUUUUCUGAGUUGAAGAGUUUAUUCUCAUAGCUUGCAUAUUCUUCACAGACAUUGUCAGCAUUAAUGUCAGCUAGAAGUGACUGAUUCGAAAUUAUCCGUGUGUAGCUAACAAAUUAUUGUGUCAAUCUUAAAUUUGGUUGGCUAUUGUUGACACUUGUCUUGUCCUACUUUUUGGACCUAAAAGCAAUUGUGUGGACAAUAACAACACAGGUAUCACCGACAGCCAAUGAAGUUUGUUGUAGAUAAAACAAUCUGUCAUUCAUGUAUGUAGAGAAUUUUAAAUAGUUCCUUUCUAUCUGAAGUUUGUAUCUGAUAAUGCUGUUUACAAUGAAAAUGGCAAACCACCACUCAGUUCAGGAAAUACAACACAAAAAUUAACCUCCGUUGACCAGAAAUUUCCUCCGUUAUCUCAAAUUGCGAUUUCACUUUGAUCAUUUAUUUACCUGAGUCACUUUUAUCGUUUAUUGAUGAAUUAGAUUAGAUUGUUGUUUGUAUUCGUCAGUCAUAAUUUCCCUUAUUGUCUUCCUUGUAGAGAAUUUUAGUUUAUUUCUGAUUUUUUGAUUUCAGUAUUGAUUUUAUAAUGAGAGUAUCCAUUUGGCUAGGUAUAUUUUAGAUGAAAGUAUUUGUUUAAUUAUUUUUUUUAUUACUCAAAAUAUAUUUAUUGCGUUGACUUAUUUACGGACUUAGAAAAUAUGCGUAAUUAUUAUAGGUACAAAGACAUACACCUUGGAUUUUUGUAUACACUAAAAAUUACUCCAAUUUUACUCGACUGAUCUAAACUUUAUUGACGACUAGCCAUUUGUGUGCGUGAUGAUUAGAUGGAAUUGUCUUUUAUAUGGCCCUUGUAAUUCUCUGGACUAUAGGUAUUAAUCAAUAAUAAGCUUGAAUAAGUUGACAAUAUUAAAAUGCUCAUUUGUGUUGAUUAGAACAUUUUCUGACUGUCCGCCUUUUUCUCAUAAUCUGAGAGUGUUGAUAAUUUUUGCUUUAAAUUUUAAAAUUUCGCGUUUGAUUAUUUUCUGUUGAAGAAGAAUACUUGACUAUACUGUUAGUGAGAAACAUUCGUCUAGUAUCACCUCAGUACCUCUUUUAGAUGAUCUUUAUCAAAGAUCGGAGUCUACUCGAAUUGCACGAGAUUGAGCGUGACCUGGUAGCUUGCGUCGAAGUCACACCUCAUGGUUAAUACCUAGCGUGCGAUACUCUUUUGUGGUAUCCAGGUACUGUGGUUUCUGUGCUCUCCGUGUAGAACAAACAUGAAAUUUCUGAAGAAAUGUAUUAGUAUGAAAAUAUCGCACGGGUACAAGACGGAAACACUGUCGCAUGGGCCAGUAGAUUGAGGCAUCCGAUUUAGUUAUCCUUGACCUCGACUAUGUUCGAAAGACUCUGAAGACCAGUGACUUGUCGCCUGACGAACGGUUUGGCCAGAGCUCAGUGGCGUUUCACUGGCCGUAUAUUCUGAUCGUUUGAAUAACUUUCAGAGUGAGUGCAGACCAUACGGCAUAACCAUCAGUUCGGAAGGUCAUUUCUGCAGGAUCUGUUUUUGUAUGCUCACUUGGAAAUAUUGUGAAAAUCCUUUCAUAUCUGUUUUUCCUAUGUAUAGCUACUUAUAUUAUAUAUUUUUUCUUUUGUUAUUAUCUGUAAUUGUAUAUCGAUUUUCACUCUUGAGACAGAUUGCAGUUAUUUUCAAUAUAUCUUCUAAAAAUUUUGAAUCCUAAUUAUCUUUUGAUAACCAUUUUAUUUUACUUCGUUUUUUAUGGCGCUCGCCAUAUUGGACUGCCGUACUUUGGUUAUUACUUUAUGAAUUGAUUGCCUCUGCUUUGUGAGGUUGAUCUUGAAACAUGUCCUCUGUUUGUUUUUGUGUCGUUUGUUAUUAUUCAUUGGUAGGUGCAUUUUUUAAAUGGUCGUCGUUUGCUUGUUGGUUGUUCACAUUUGAAGUGACCUGAAUUGACAUACCCUACUCGGGUACCAUGAUUUUUAUCUAUCCUUACAUUUUUUCUUAUAGCAUCUCUCCUGGGUAUCUUCUGCAACGUUCUGAACGUUUGUUGCGUCAUUGUAUAGAAGUUAUUGGCUAUUACCGUCUCUUGAAUGAUCGAACUCAGUAGUGCGUGACUUAAGUUCUAUUGUUGGUACAGAUAUACUGAAUAAGUUCAGUUUCUAAAUCUUAUAAUAUCAGUCACGUAUUAAUCUAACCUCCCAUAUUGCAACUACUAUUCAGUUUUUAUUGGCUUCAUAUUGACACGAUAUUUCCGGGUUUUACACAAUUAUGUGACCAGUAAUUUAGUGAGCGAACAUUUCAAUACUUCAAUGGGUUUUAAUUUCUGACACCAAACGUACAAACUUCGUAAUUUCACAAGUACUGUAGAUCCGAACUCCGUUGUAGUCACUGUGACAUUAAUAUGACAACACUAUUCCCUCAUGUUUUCAUUAUUCAUCUGACCUAGUUCAAUAACAAUCCACUAUGUACUUGAAUCUUUGUAGUUCAAUUGUUUUCGUAAUUAAAGUGAUAAAUCGUCUUAAAGUAAAUGUCUAAAUAUAGUACAACACCUAAGCUUUUAUAUUAAUAUUUGGUGGCAAAUCUAGUUUACGAGGGAGUAGUUUGAGGUUAUUACCUAUUCAACGGUUAAAAUUCAGAUAAUGUAUCGAGUUCAAACUACUGAAGUGUCCGUUGAUUAGAAACGCAAAAUAAUUUAAUGCUUACUAUUCAAAAUAAGUGGUUAUCGGAUUGGAAGAAUGAUGGAGUAAGAUGGAUAUUACCCGCACUAUCAAAUGUACUAAAACAUGGGAAGGUUUAAUGAUCUCUAAUUAUGUACAAUCGGAUUCCGUUGAAAUCAUGGACCGACCUGCGUUUGACCACCAUCGACACCUGUAAGCAUUGGAUGGCUGUUUCCUCCAGAUAUGGGACUCGUCAGCAGUGUGCAUCCGCUGUCCUGUGUGCGGGAUCUCAGUACCCUGAGAAGUUAUGUAGAAUGUGAAACAGUUGCCCGCCUGAGGCAAUGGGGUUAGUGGUGGACUCUAAUUUAUGGACGAGUCAAUCAGAAGCGUUUGAGAAAUUUCAAGGUCACGGCGCUAAGUUCAAUGCGAGAUGCUCACAUUCGAUCAUUUUACAGCAGAUUUUAGAGAAGAGGUGAUUAUUGAGCGACUACAACAGAUGAGACUUAAGAAGUUCCUGUAUCUGUGACUGCAGCACGAUGUGCAGACUACCGUGACGAGAUUGUGUUUCGUUGUUCUAUAUGUUGGAGGAAAAAAUCUGCUCGAACUGGCACUUUCUUUGCUCGAUCACGACUCAGACUAAGGCAAAUCAUGAUAAUUGUUGCAAAUUGGAUUAUAAAGUCACCAGUAACAUUGGCUGCGGCUUUUGCAGAUGUUACAGUACGUGCAGCCUGGCAGUACGAUAUAUACCGAUGAUUGGAAAGCGUAUAGAUGCCUCCACAGACUUGGGUUUGUGCACCUUAACCCUAACCCUAUGCACUAUGAUUUCAGGACAUCUGAACCUUUAUCUAACCUUAAAAAGUUUUUAAAUCAUGUAAAAGAAGAAUAUCCGCUGUAAUUCAUAAGUUUUUUAUAAUAUAUUUUUGCUUUAUACUAACUCUUCUGACUGACUAAUGCUCUCAAGGUCACUUUAAAAUACGUUCAAAGGUCGUCCAUAAAAUAGAGUUUCACCGGGUUAGUCGAUCAACAUCGUGGAUUGGUUGGAGUUAAAGAUUAACACUGUUGGAUGCCGGCUCAGUGGACUGGAGGUCGAACGUGAAGUUUUUACGUUUAAGUCUCGGAUGAAGGGUUGUGUGUGCGUACUGUUAAACAGUCCCACACUGGAACGACACGUUCAUCCAGUGCUUGUCGGUUUUCCAUGGUGGUCUAACACUGGCCGGUUCAUGAGUAUAAUAAAAUUCAACUAUAUCCACAACCCCAAACUGAAAAAAAUACGAUUUUUUCAUUGUGAAACUAUUAUAACAGACUGAUACAAACCAUGAGAUAAUACCACGUCUCCAGGAAUUUAUAGCACAUUCUCCUCAUUUCUCAAUUUCUGUUGGUUCGAUGAGUUAGUUAUGCUCUGUUUAGAAGCAUGAUUUUCACAAAUAACGUGUCUUCUGAAGUUAGUCUAGGAUCAAUCACUGAGUCUCAUUUAUUCACUUAAUAUUUAUUUGCUUGGAUAUCAAUAGUUGAAGCAUAUUAUUCUUGGGGGUUUCUUAUUUAGCCUUUAAUCUCGGACAGUUGAGUUAACUUGAUCAUAAUAAGCGAGACAUUUACUCACCGCCGUCACUUGGAAAAUUGACAACAUGCUAAGAGUUCGCUGCUUAGUUGGCCGUAUGAAAGACAUCGUAAUGAAAAUGACACCAACAUACAUCUGAAGAUGAAUAAUAGGCGUGCACAUAAACAGUGCGGACAGAUGUGGCUUACUGGUAGUCCCACCGCGGUUCAAAACUUCCCAACAAAGCUAAAAGUGACCACUACCUGAACACCACGGUAAAAGCGUUUAUGUAUAAUAGUAAUCCCUGAACAAAAGCAAAUGUGACUCACUAGUUCGUGUAUAUGUCCUGUUUUUAUCUAACAUCCGAAUCAGCCUCGCGUGCUCAGUGGUCUAGUGGUUAGGUGUUCGCGUGCGAGACUGUUAGGAACUGGAUUCAAAUCACGCGAGACGGGUUCGUGGAUUCGGACUGCUGAGUCCCACAAUAGAACGGAACGACCGUCCAGUGCUUUCAGGUUUUCCAUGGUAUUCUAGUCUCAAAUGACUAAUGAUCUUAACCACUGAAACAAUUGGUAAUCAAUUAACGAGAGAGUAUUUUAUAUCGCAAAAAACGUAAACUGUUCGAGAUAAACAGGCUUGUAUAUUGGAGUUCUUUAGUACAUAUAUCUCGGCUAGUAAUACUGUAAGGACCGGCUGGAAAGCAAAACUAACGAGCCAAAGUUUAUUCAAGAAGGUCAGACCACGCCCUUCUGUAUGGCGUGCGAAGCGUUUUUGAGUGACUCAUAUCAAAACACAAACUUUGUGCUCAGUUUGAACGUUUUGUAGUCUGAGAAAGGGAACAAAUUAUAUCAAAAGUACAAAAUACCUCAAACAGUUCAGCCUGUGAUUUACGAUCAAAGGUUUUCUAACACUAAUUGGCGUGCUGAACAACAAAAGGAAUAGAUAAUAAACAAGAGUUCGAUAUCUGGGAAACAAUAAAAAUAUUUUCAACAAGACGGGACAAGAUAUGUGUCCGCAAGGGUACCAAAAACUUUUCCAAGCAGUUAGUCAAAGGUUAAUAGCCAUACACUGAAACACACCUAGAACUUGAGUUCGGUCAAACGCGACCUCAUUGUCAGUAGUCCGGUAACAUACAACAGAAAAUAAAUAACCAAGAUAAAUAACAAAAUCCCCGACAAAGAUUGAAGAACAUAAUAGGUGGUUAAGACGAUACCUGAAUAAAGGGUAAAAUAUAAGACAGGGAGUAGAAACAAAUAAAUGACAUUACUGUUCAACGGAAUGCUGUGGAUGGAUUUGUGAUGUUUUCUUUCUGUUACGCUUACAUUUAGUUCAUUUUCUACAGCCAGACAUGCUCGUUUGUCUCAAAAAAUUAAAUUUCUGUGGAGCAUGCACAUUGCCCUGACGUCUGUUGAGGAGUAUUUUUUUCACUGUUCUGUAACUCACCCCCAAGCAAUUAUCUGUCAAGUGAAGUGCAAUCAUACCAAAGAAAACUAAUUGCUAGACGUUGGAUGGUAUACUGAACUCCGCCUACGUAGUAGAUGAUCAAUGUGGGUCGAUCAGUAUGUGGCAGUUCCAUCACAUGGGGCUAUGAAGUCUCAUUCGAUGUACAGUAACUUUUGCUAACUUGUUAUGCUGAAUAAAUCCACGACAUUUCACUUAAACUCAGGCGGUUGGGGGUUACUUGAACAAUAUAAUUAGGUUAACUAUUAACUACAAUAGUCUCGAAAUUCAAAAGCCAUAUUAGGUUAUUAUAACCAUAGUUGCCCACCAUUGAUCAGCUGGUGAUUUUGAUGAAUGAUCCAAUGGACUUUCAAUACCUUUGCUACAAAGAUCGUGGUGUGAAAAACAUAAUUCAUCGGAUACCAUUCAACUGUGUUUCACUGAUCGUUCAUUUAAAAUGUUUACACUUCUGUUAGGCUGCAUAUUCAAGAAAUAUGUCUGUUUGGUAAUGCAACUGAUUAUAGAAGAGAUUUGUGAGUUAAAAAUUGGUGAGAUGUGCCUACUCUCUUUGGUCGCAUUUCCUGGUAUAUUUUGUUCCAAUAGGUUCAACGAUGAUUCAACCCAAUGUUAAUUCAGUUAAUGGAUAUAUUGAACUUAUCUUCAAGAAAGCAGCUCAAUUUGUUGAAAAAAGGUUCAAAUCUAAUUCGGAGAAACCAUGGGGUUCAAAAUUAAAGUUUUAGUAUGUUUUCGGGAACUUUGUUCACUGAUUUCGCAUCACGGCUGACGUUAUGUUGGUUCAUGUGUCUCAGCGUUUUAUAUCUCUGCAGCUUACAAAGCUCAAACGCUCGGUCAUAAAGAACUCAUUAGUUUCAUUCCAGCAUCACUGGAUGUGAUAUAAGUCAUUUGUUUGGAACACCCAAUAGUAUAUUGGUGAGAACAGAGUGAGAGUAUAACUUUUGGAGCUAUCAAACGAAGGUUUACCAUUCAUAUUUCCUUUGUGUAACAGAUAUUUGGUUGUACUGUUGUACUUUUCUGUUCUUUUACUUAGAAGCUAUUAGUUGGUUUGAAAUUUGUUGUCGUCUGUCUCAUUAUACCAGAUUAACUAAAUUAUUUCUCGGUUUUCUG